This is a messenger RNA of Monopterus albus (swamp eel), 2865 nucleotides long. RefSeq names its product E3 ubiquitin-protein ligase MARCH2-like. The record is from RefSeq and is a predicted model, not a curated record. Gene Ontology annotation, molecular function: zinc ion binding; ubiquitin-protein transferase activity. Gene Ontology annotation, biological process: protein ubiquitination. NCBI's taxonomy places the organism in Eukaryota, Metazoa, Chordata, Actinopteri, Synbranchiformes, Synbranchidae. Bases 415 to 1161 code for a protein of 248 amino acids. The transcript is spliced from 5 exons.
CAUGAUCAGCGCACAGCUGAGGGGUGCCGAGGUAGGCUUGCUCACUGCUAGCCAGUUAGCGGUGUCUAGUAAUUUUUUUGCAGAAACAGACGUUUUAUUUCAUCUUUUCCAACAGGAUUACCCAAGAGAGAUAUACUAGCAGCCAUGGAGACGAUACAACGAAUGUGGUCGUCUUUUGUAACCCCUUGUAUGGCCAGCUUUUGGUUAAAUGCCAGUAUCAUAAUUUGUAGCUAGGGCUUUCCAAUUAGCUCAAGCCUGUGUCUGGUUAACGCAGGGCCAAGGCCAAGGCCAAGGCAUAAAGGAGAGGCCGUCGGGCAUUUGCUGUGUAGGUGGACAGAGGAGGAGAGGAGUAGGAGAGCUUCCUUUGAAAUUGCCUCCACCAUCAUCGUCGUCACUGUCACCCUCAGCUGAGCUAUGUCUUCACCAGGGUGCUGCCACCUACCUGGCUCCCUUUGUGAUUACUCGGGGAACGCUGAAUCUGAUGCUUCCAAAGAUUCAGAGGAGUCUGAUUCUACCACACAGGCCCAAUAUGUUGCCAAGGUUACAGCUAAAGAUGGCCGCCCACUCUCCACUGUUGUCAAAGCAGUGAGCUUACAGAGUGAUGUGGGUAUGUGUCGGAUUUGCCAUGAGGGGGCUGGAGGGGAGACAUUGCUCUCUCCCUGUGACUGCACUGGUACACUGGGUAAAGUGCACAAGAGCUGCUUGGAGAAGUGGCUGUCCUCCUCCAACACCAGCUACUGUGAGCUCUGUCACACAGAGUUUACUAUUGAACGGCGACCACAACCACUCACACAGUGGCUGAAGGACCCAGGCCCUCGUAGUGAGAAACGCACGCUGCUGUGCGACAUGGCCUGCUUCCUUCUCAUCACGCCCCUGGCCGCCAUCUCUGGCUGGCUGUGUCUGAGAGGAGCCCAGGACCACUUGCAACUGAAGAGCAGGCUUGAGGCUGUCGGCCUCAUCGCCCUUACCAUCGCCCUCUUCACCAUUUACAUCCUCUGGACACUGGUGUCAUUUCGGUAUCACUGUCAGCUGUACUCGGAGUGGAGGCGGACCAAUCAGAAAGUGCGCCUGCUCAUGCCUGACAUGAAAGGGGCACACACCACCCAACGUUCGGUGCCGACCAAGUCAACCAAGAAAAUGACUGAUGAGACCAUUGUAUGAGUGCAGCGUGUUGGCAAGAGGAAUAUUUAAAACGACGCCGGCUGAAGCACUCUCUAAAAACAAGAUUAAUCGUAUUAAUGAACUUUUGCACUUCGUAUGGACCAUUCUGAGAGGGGAGAGCUGCCUUCUUCCCCCUGUUUUGUUUUAUUGAAGCACUUGUUGUAAACUACUACGGUACUGGCUGACCACAAAGUUUUGGGAAGAACUCAUUCCGGAGUCAUAGUUGUUGUUGAGACGCAGAGUUGUCACCGGACAGCCAGUGCUGGAUUGUGAACGACUGAAAACGUGGACUAACCAGCCCAAGUGUGUCCAUGACACUAACUGAAAAAAUUACUAAGACGCAAGCUAAUGUAGCAGGAUAUAACAGACUCAGCAUGCUACUACAAUAUAAUAUGAAACAUAUUCACACUACCUAUAAUUCCCCCAUGCCCCUUCACAAUGUAUUUAGCUGUUUUUGAACAAUGGGCGGCCAAUAGCCCAGCGUAGGAUAAGAAUCUAAAAACAUGAUUGACAAAGUCUAUCUGUGAAUAUUCUUUCUUGACAAGUAGAGGGUGACGGUCAUUCAUACCAGUGUCCUAGUUGAAAAUCUGAACCCUUUAAAAGUUUCCAGGUAAACCUUUAUCAUUGCUGUCUAAACAGUAAAACCCAAAUCAUUUUUCUGUGUAGAGAACAGCUGACAUCGCAUUUGUCACAGGGUCUGUGAAGAUUGUAGUAUGUGGGCUCACGAAUGGAAAUUUUAAUCUAAAGUUCAGGAAUGGGAUCACACCUAAACACGCACCUUUUCCUUUCCUUAUUGCAUUUAAACCACCUGUUCAAAUUAGGCUUUUGCUUCCCAUAAGACAGGUCAAAUGAUGUACAUGUGGCUACUCACCGUGGCUUGUUUAAUCGUUGCCACCUCCCACUUCACAGGCCCCUCUGGCUCCACCGAGUGGUCUCAUGGGCUUCCCCAGCAUCACCUUAUCAGCACUUUGGCUCUGCCUGCUUCCUUCUCCGUUCUUCUGGUGGUCUCCACUGCACAACAGCAGUCUCCCUUGUUCCAAAUGACAAUCUGUUCACUGAGGCUGCCUCUCCAGUGGGUUUUGGGGUCCAUAAUACAUCAGAAGGAUCCAAUCCAUUCUCAUCUCUUAGAAGGUUUUGGGGGUCUAGUAGUGCCUUGAGCAGCUCAGUCCUCUGAAGCCUUCCCCUCAAACUGCAGUCCACAAGAAUUACACCAUAUUAAAGCAUCCAUUCAACAUACAUCUUUUCCUGAGGGUGGGGUCACUGCUAGUGAACUGCUUCUGUCAAAUGGCAGCACAGUGAUAAAAAGAAGUAGUACUGAAGUUAUGGAAAAGUGCUUACAUUCUAAUUAAAUGAUGUUUCUGCCUAUUCUCAUACAAGUGCAUUAGCAAACAGCCCUGCUCCACUUGUAAAUGCACCAUUCAUUCUCUGAGCUGCCGAGCAAUGACCAUCGGUAAUGUCCUACAUCACAAGAAACGCAAUUAUAAAUAGAAGAGAAACAGUGUUUUGAAUAGUGAGAUUACAGACUUUUGUCCUAUAUAAAACACAGAAACCUAUCGGGGCAAGCUGGUACUCAGUAAAAGUGUUUUGAGAUGUCAAUCAAUGUGUGCGGCAUAUGCUAAAGUAUUUUGUGUUGUAGUCUUCCUGCUGCAUCCCCUGGAAAGUUGGGUUAUUGUGCAAUAAAACAUGAGGGACUCCUGGACUCUU